Messenger RNA from Silurus meridionalis, 1685 nucleotides. It is a transcript of the gene onecut3b, whose product is annotated as one cut homeobox 3b. The record is from RefSeq and is a predicted model, not a curated record. Gene Ontology annotation, biological process: regulation of transcription by RNA polymerase II. Gene Ontology annotation, molecular function: RNA polymerase II cis-regulatory region sequence-specific DNA binding; DNA-binding transcription factor activity, RNA polymerase II-specific. The transcript is spliced from 2 exons. Bases 22 to 1362 code for a protein of 446 amino acids. Lineage: Eukaryota; Metazoa; Chordata; Actinopteri; Siluriformes; Siluridae. Gene Ontology annotation, cellular component: nucleus.
GAAAGACGGUGUUUCUUCAAUAUGGAACUUACGAUGGAGAACAUCGGCAACAUGCAUGGCGUCUCGCACUCGCAAGCGGGAGAACUGAUGAACACGUCGCACGGGAGACCAUCAUCAUCAGCGUCCCACCGGAACCUAGUGUCGCACGGUCGCUCGGCAAUGGUCUCCAGCAUGGCUUCUAUACUGGAGGGCACCGCCGGCGAGUACCGGCCUGACCCAGGUUUAUCGGGCCACCUUCACCCAGCGAUGAGCAUGUGUGAGUCGGGCAUGAGUCUGUCCAACACAUACACAACGCUCACUCCGCUCCAGCACCUUCCCCCGAUCUCGACUGUGUCAGACAAGUUUCACCACCCGCACCCGCACGCGCACCACCACGCCGCGCAUCAGCGCCUCGCCACGGGCAACGUGAGCGGAAGCUUCACGCUUAUGCGAGAUGACCGCGGGCUGGCCUCCGUCGGCAACUUGUACGGACACUAUCCGAAAGACAUGUCCGCCAUGGCGCCGCCCUUGUCGCCGCUGUCUAACGGACUUGGCUCUCUGCACAACUCCCAGCAGGCUCUGUCCGCAUACGGGCCGAGCGCGCAUCUCGCCAACGACAAGAUGCUCUCCGGCGGCUUCGACUCUCAUGCGGCGAUGCUCUCACGCAGCGAGGAGCACAUAGCCCGCAGCCUGGGGGGGCACGGGCACGGGAUGAUCUCCAAUCUGAACGGCAUGCACCCACACGGACACUUGCACUCGCAGGCAAACGGAUCCAUGUUGGCAGAGCGCGAGAGGCACGCGGCCGCGGGUGGGCAUGGCGUCGGCGGGAGCGGUGGUGGCUCGGGCCAGGUAGAGGAGAUCAACACGAAGGAAGUGGCACAGCGCAUCACGGCCGAGCUGAAGCGCUACAGCAUCCCGCAGGCCAUUUUCGCGCAAAGGAUCUUGUGCCGCUCGCAGGGCACUCUGUCGGACCUGCUGCGCAACCCGAAGCCCUGGAGUAAGUUGAAGUCUGGUCGCGAGACCUUCCGGAGGAUGUGGAAGUGGUUACAAGAGCCCGAGUUUCAGAGGAUGUCCGCGCUCAGGUUGGCCGCCUGCAAAAGGAAGGAGCAGGAGCAGCACAAAGACCGCAACCUGGCGCCCAAGAAGCAGCGGCUGGUCUUCACCGACCUGCAGCGGCGCACGCUCAUCGCCAUCUUCAAGGAGAACAAGCGGCCCAGCAAAGAGAUGCAGAUCACCAUUUCGCAACAGCUCGGACUGGAGCUCUCAACCGUGAGCAACUUCUUCAUGAACGCCCGCCGUCGCUGCGUGGACCGCUGGCACGAAGAACCCAGCACCAGCCCUGGGCAGCCUGGCACCUCAGCCACCACCUUCUCCAAGGCUUGAACGUCCAUCCAAAACACAUAUGCUGAAACUUGCUCGGCUGGGCAUGGCUGAUACUGAAUGCCCUGGUUGUUCGUUACCAAGACGCCCCUGACUGAUGAUAGGAGUGUCGGCGGGCGACGUCUUUUAGCCUGUUUUUAUUUUUAGAUUUUGAGAAUUCACUUUAGGAUGCAAUGAAUGGAAGUUUGGGUUUUCAACGACAUUUCUCGCCAUGUCAUUUGCCUAAGAAGGCCUAAGGCCUAGUCUGAGGGGAGGCUUGAUAUUUAAGCCUUAAGCCUUCAGUUCUCUUUGCCCUUCAUUAAUUUUUUUCUUAGAGUUGCAACUGG